AUGUGGGACGUCGACUGGUCCGACGUUUCUAUCGAAAAGGUUGGGGAGAGACGAGCGCGCAAGGGAAUCGAAAGAAACUCAAAGAGGGAGGAUGUUCAGAGCGUACAUGGGUCAACAGGCAGCCGCCCCUCCUCGACUGAAGAGCGACCAGCCAUGAGCCUCUUUGAAUCCAUGGGCUUGAAGCGCAACAGCAUGUCAAUGAAGAACAAGAGGAAGGACACAUUGCAGCCAGAAACGACAAAGGACGAUGGCAAAUCAAGACGGACAUCUCUGCUGGCUGCUGCGGUUUCGGCCCUGGGCAAUACAAACCGGUCGUCGACUGUGUCUGACAAGUCUCUCAGACUGCAGACCACGCUCACAGAAAAGGACAUUGUAGAAGACACCACCACGGUAACAAGUGGGAGCUGGGGGGCGCCAACGGAUAGAUCAUCCAAAGGUAUGGUUUCUGGGAAACCCACACCAUUCCAAUUGCCAACACCGGCAGUGCUAAUGUGUCCCCCAGAGUCAAUGCUCUCCAAGUCCACUGCCCUAACAACGCCGUCUCUGGACUUUCAGGGGGAAGGAACGAUGGGAGAUGUGCUUGCAUCAGAGGCACAAAAGCCCGUGCGCCCAAUGAGCGACUCGAUGAAGAAAAGCACAACCACCGACCACAACAGAGCUGUUGGUCCCGUGAGAGUCGCGAGCCUAGGAAACCAACCGACUAUUCUCAUAAAUAACACAAUACCGCAAACUCCGGCAACGCAGAAUUCACGCUCAAUAUCCUCUCUAUCAACAGAACUUGAGAAGUCAGUAUCAGACUUCAUUGACAAUUGGUAUGAAGUUAUUCACGCGUCAGACAGACCGAUUCCCGUCACCAUGCCGGAGCCCAAACAGCCCAACGAGCAGCACCCUCAGUCACAAGGUGCUGUCAAGCUACCUCUGAUGGCCCCUUUGCCUCGAGGCCCCUUGCCAGAGGUCCCGAACCGACCUCCGACUCAACCUACGCCUCGUCCAUCCAGAGCAAGAAUGCUCAGCACUCUCCCACCCUCAUAUCAGCCCAAGGGUUACUACAAUCCAGAUCGGUGGAAGCCCCCUGAUCAGUGGAAACCCAAGCGGGGCAGUGUCGAAGAAGCUCCUAUUCCUGCCACGGAGGCGUCUCCAGUUGCCCAAGAAGUUCCUUUGGUCGUGCCAAAAAAGCGAGUCCGGCUACCAAAAGACACCGAGGCUGCUUACGCGGCGACUUUGAGAGUUCAGGCUCUGCAGAUGGAGUUGAAGAGAAUGGCCCAGGCAACUCCUGAGGUAGCCCUCGCACGUCUCAAGGAGAACUGGGGUACUGUUACAGAUCCCAUAGUCUACCAGCAGCUUGAGCAGGAAAAGAAGCGAUGGAUGCUGGCCUCCCUGUACGGGAUGGAACAGCAGAUCAGGGGCGGUGACAAUACAGCUGUCACUGUGGCCGGAGCGCAGCCAUUUGUCCAAGGUCCAGAUGUCUUGUCACUGUUCGAUUCUGACUCUACGACAUCCUAUCUCGCAGUCCUCCACCCGGAGACGAGUAUCAAGCACAUGAACUCAACUCCCAUUCCUCAUCUUCAGUACCCGAAUGUCCAGUCCUUUCCCUGGCCUGUCUCACCUUCACUUGCCCUGGAAGCGAACAAAUUCACCUCGGUGCAUUGUUUGUCCAUGCCCUCUUUGCUGGCAAGCCAAGAGAUUCCCCAGCUUCUCCAGAAGAUCUACCACUGUCUCGCCCCUCAAGGAGUGUUGCAUCUUGUGGUGAUAGAUCCAUCACCAGUAGCCCACUCUCUAGGACCACACAUGAGAGAAUGGCUGGAAGAACACCUGACUACCAGCCUCGAGGCCGAAUUUCGAUGCAUCACCCCCAGCAGAGUGUUUCCGAGAUGGCUGGAGGCAGCCAAGCUCGACGGCUUGAACAGUUUCACCACCAAGAACAAGUUCCAAGCCAUCCCGCCUUCCCAGUCGCGCCACGACAAUGGCAAGGGCAAGGCCAGAGCAAUGGAUCCUCACGACCAGGAGGCCAUGAUUAUGGGAGACCUCCGGAGCGUGGUUGGCAGGAUGCUGUGGCAGGACAUGUGGUCCAAGAAUGUGCGCGCAAAGGCCUGGUGGUGGGAGAUUACGGAAUGCGUCGAGGAGUGCAUUCAGCUUGGUACCUACUGGGAGUACUCCAUCAUCCAGGCAACCAAGAAUGGUGAAGACUGUAGCGGCAACUCUCACCGCAGUUCGUACUAA
Podospora anserina S mat+ is the source of this 2220-nucleotide messenger RNA. RefSeq lists its product as uncharacterized. The transcript is spliced from 2 exons. The record is from RefSeq and is a predicted model, not a curated record. The coding region runs from base 1 to 2220 and encodes 739 amino acids. Lineage: Eukaryota; Fungi; Ascomycota; Sordariomycetes; Sordariales; Podosporaceae.